UAGAAAUUCGCGUUCGUUUUCCGCAUCGUGAGCUUUAUCGAUUACACAAAAUAAAAUUUAAAUAGUAAUGAGAGAACAUGUGUUUAAUUAAUCAAAGUUAUCGCUACAUACAAUAAUUUUACUUUAUGCAAUGUGUAGUUCGGUACACCCGUUACAUUCAUUGAGUGUGAGUCAGCGAGGAACAUAAAGUUAUAAACAAUGGAACCCCCGAGUUCGGUUCUGGUAGCUGUUAUUUUCUUUUACAUUAAUUAUGCCGCUACAGAUCGCGGCGAUUAUAUCGGAUGUUAUAAGUUUAAAGAAGACGUGCUAAACACUCACACAGGACAGUCUGUAGAUGUUUGUUUAUCAGCCUGUGAACAAGUGUAUUACAAAUAUGCUCUUAUAGGAAACGAAUCUACGUGCUUCUGUGGAAACGAUCCCGGGUUUAAAAUUGGCCUGGACUCCUGUGACACACCUUGUCCAAAAAACGAGACACAGAAAUGUGGUGGAGACAAUGUAGCCAGUGUUUAUGACACAGAAGUGACAGCGCCGGGCCCGCCCAUGUCAAUCGAAGUGGUAAAUGUCACUGAAACAACCGUUAGACUCCGCUGGACACAGCCACAAGCGUUCACACGCAUAACAGGGUAUGUCAUCAAGGCCUCUGUGUUGGAAACAUAUGCGGUUGCAGCCUUAUUGCCAGUAUCGUGGGCAGUGCCCAACACUACUCUACAGUCAGAGCUACCAAACCUCCACCCAGGUUCUAAGUACAACAUAAGUGUUGCCGCAACUAAUUAUAAAGAGGAAGGUGCUAGUAUUGGCACUGUAGUAGAAACAAUAAUUGGCACACCGGAUCCCACCCCACCUAGCAUAGAAAUUAAACAGAGGCACGGUGAUGAGAUGCUAGUUCAUAUUCCCGAAGCUCAAAAUGUAAAUGGUCCCGUAUCCAUGUACAGAAUUGUUGUAUCAAUUGAGCUUUACCAGCAAGGCAUUAUAAUAGACAAUCUUGGCAAUCACUCUUAUGCUGAGGAACAAGGUCUACCUUAUUACAUUGCUGCAGAACUGGACCCAGAGGAUAUAAAGAAUGACUUUAUAAUUGGAAACGGCAGAACUUACAAUGGUUAUUUUAAUGCCCCACUACCUCUGACCAAUGAUAUAGAGGUUUCACUUGGUAUUGUCAGUGAGAAAAACCAUAUAAAGAAGGUUAGGUAUGCCGAAUCUACGAAGAAGAUAAUUUUAAAUAUAAAUGAAGUGGAGGAGUACUCCCCCAUGGUGGUAGCUCUGGGUGCAGGCAUAGCAAUAGGAAUGGUACUCCUCUUGAUUGGUAUUGGUCUGCUUAUAGUCUUACGGAAGAGGAUUCAUAUGGUAAGAUUACAGCGAGGUUCCCAGUCAAUGCCCCUGAGCCUUAGUGAGCCAUGUAUGGAGAUUGAAAACUCAGAAUUUCUUCAAGAUGACAAUGACAGAGUUGACUAUUACGGUAAUUUGAAACGCAAACUUUGGAAUAUUCCUAGAGACUUGAUAGACAUUGAUAUUUCUUGUGUAGUUGGUUUAGGCAAUUAUGGUAAGUUUACUAGAGGCAAAGUUAAGCAGCAUGGUGCUCAAACACCCAGUCUAGUCCAGGUCAUAUCUGACAGGGAGUUGGAGAAAUCUGAUAAAAAAUUGAUGCUUCAAGAACUUGACACACUCAUUAAAUCAAAUGAGCAUGAUAACCUCAUAUCUUUUAUAGGUAUAUGUGAGACAAGUACAACAUUAUUUGUGGUUUUGCAAGACAUGAAAAUGACAUUCAAAGAAUUACUCAUACAAAGUAGACAUAGAGACUUGCAAAACAAUAAGUUUUGCCUUUUAAAUGAAAAUAAGGCAAUACAAAUUUGUGUUGAUGUGGCAUGUGGUAUGGAAUAUUUGCAAAGCAAAAAAAUCAUGCACAAAAGGUUGAGUUGCAGAAAUGUGGUUAUUGGUGAUAAUGGUGUUGCUAAAGUGGCAGGAUUUGGUCUAUCUCACAUCCGCCCUCUACAUGAGACUCCUGAUUAUAUACGGUGGACAUCCCAUGAAAUGUUAAGACAGAACAGGUAUAAUCCUAAAGCUGAUGUCUGGUCUUACGGGGUCCUUAUGUGGGAGGCAUUAACUAUUGGGGCUACACCAUAUGCACAUACAGCUAAUAAGGAAGUGGCAGCCAGGGUUUUAAGGGGCAUGAGGCCUUCCCAACCCUCUUAUGUUGGUGAUGGCCUUUUCCAAUUAUGCCUACAGUGCUGGCAAGUAGACCCUGAUGAGAGACCACCUUUCUCAUCCCUUCUAAAUGAACUGACACAGUUUGCAGAGGGUCCAGGCACCACUUGUCUAAGUUUUACGCAUUACAAUGGAUUUAACUAUGAUCUUUAUGUGCCACAGUAUGAAAUUGUUUCAUAAUGAUGUUUGGUAACUGCAGCUAUGUAUUAUUUUUCCAUUUCUACAAUAGUCCUUAUGUUAACAUAAUUUUAAGAAAAACAUGGCAAUAAUACAACCUUGGUGGCAGUUCUGUCUUAUACUAAUCUCUAAACUUAACUAAAUCUGAAGUAGGACUAUCCUUUUUACUAUGCUCCCUAUAGAAAAGGAUAGCUCUACUUUAAGAACUGUCAUUUUGGUUAAGAGUUAGUUACAACUUUGUACAACAUAAUAUUCACUUUUGUUAAGGUAUUAGAAAUUAUAUGGCAGGUACCUAGCUGAUUUAUACACUUAAUAUUAUGUUUUGUUGUUAAAAAUAUUUGGGUAAUGAAUUUAUUUUAUUUGCUCAUAAUUUACAGGCAUUGAUCCAAAGAUUGCUUUUGAUAAAUAAUGAUUUUGUUUACAAAUCACUGCCUGUUGGAACAUGGGUGAGGUAGAUGCGUAAGAAAAAGUUUGUGCGAUUUUCUCAAUAGGAUUUAUUCCUGCUUUCCACCGUAAAAGAGUUGUCAAGAGUCAUUGUUGUGAAUAAAUUAAAUAAUUAGUUUUUAAGAUGAUGCGAUGCGCGGCGGUCGCUGUAGGGAAAUUCUCAAAGGUGGUCUUUGAUAAACAUUAAUAAAAAUACUAACACACCGAAAACUUUAAAGUUUCAGGUAAAACACUAUUGAACAGCAAGCAUUCUGAAAAAACUUUUUAAUCGACGCGACGUAUUUAAUGGCGGUGCCUCGGAUAUUAUGAAAUUAGUUUAAUGCAUACACUUCUACGUCGUUUCUUGUUAGAUUGGAUCCAGAUGCCAGGAUUUCUUGGCUCGGCUUCUUCUUUCUUUCAAAAUCCACUAAUUUUGAAGGUACACAGGUAUUUUGAAGUUGUUUGACUUGUAAAACCUGCCGAGCAUAAGUUUGUUUUUUUAGUUGAAGCUUUCAAUUUUACUUAUUGAAGGUAAUUACAUAUCUUUGAUUGAAAAAAAUACUUGAAUAUGAAAAAUUGUAAUGGCUUUUGAAAGGAAUCGUUAAUUAGAGAUUACCUAUGUGAACAGGGAAGUCAGUAGUUAUGUAUAUUAUUAAGAUAAAUGUAUUUGUAAUAUUUAACAUUUCUUAACUUUCAUGCUUGUUUACUAAUGCCUCAGAAUAGCUAGCUUGUAAGUAUUAAUAUAAUGUAAUUAAGUUUUCCAAUAUCUAUAGACUUCUAAAGUAAAUACAUUUUGUGUAAAUCUACACGACUCCCGUCGUAUUUGUAUCCAACCAACCCGCAGAAAUAGCUUGGUGGGUCUACACGCUAUGUCCAUUCCAUAAUAGAGUCUCUCCUCUAAUAUAGAGCUUUUUCCAAUUAGGUUAUUUUAGAGUAUGGAAAUACUUAAACAUGGCAGCAAAAUGGAUCUUAUCGCAUCUCAUUAUAGCUCAAUUUUGCAUAAAAUUCUCGGGCUCGGCCUUUUGACAGAACGUUUGUAGAACAAAACUCAGAAGUAUAGGUGUUAGGAUUCUAAAACGAGGGACUUUAGAUCCAUUUUACUACGACGAUACUGAGUUUUAUAUUCUAAACGAUUCCGAGCGAGAAAAUCUUGUACUAGGUAAUCUAUUGUAUGUUUAUGUCGAGAUCGCUUUUCAAUUGUAAUCAAAUACUGCCAAUAUGACACGACUUGUCGCGCCGGUCAGUGAUGCUAGACUGAUCUAAGCAUGGCUAAUAAUUAACAAAGUUAUAACGUGCCACGAUUAAUGUUCUUAUCCAUCUCUUUGAAAAACAAAGAAAAACCUAAAUUUCUUUAUGUAGGCACACUUUUUGAGCACUGUAACGUCUUAUACAUCUGCUUGUAGUGACUACCACUGUCGAAAGCAAUUUUACUAACUUGAGAUGAUAAAGUGUAAAAAGAUAUAAGAGAUACGUAGUUUCAAAUAAAUGUCAUCCACAAAAUUGAUAGUAUCUCGAAGUGAAUUUUUCCACGUUAUAUAACUGCAAGUACGUGCUAUGCUUAGCAAUGUUUCGCGCACAACGAAUGCGAAUCGACGCAUUAUAUUUUAAAAUCCCAUUGAACCUUGGUCAAUUCUUACUUGAAUUAUAGUCAGCAGUGCUUUCGCAUACUGUACUUAAUUUACCUAAAGUACACGGUACUUAAAUAUUAAAAUACUUUAGUAAAUUGCUCAGAAAUAUAGGCAUACGUAGAUACCUGCACACCUCAUUUUUUUUAUUUAAAAGUAUUAUUAUAAAUUAGUUUUACACCUGUCAAUUUAGUUCCGUUUACAGAUUUGUGUGAUAAGAAUCGGCACCAGUUGCUGAUAAAUAAUGUUUAGGGUUUAAAGUUCUGCAGGGUGAUUUUAUAACGUAGACAAUCGAAAGAGAACCUUGAUCGCCUUCGUACAACCGCAUGAAAAAAUUUUAUGUGUAAAAUUCGCGAUUUGCUUCCAUUAGUCGUGUCACAUAAUGUCUCAGAAAUGCGAAUACCGUAGCUCAAUGAUAAUACAGCCAGACAGACAGUAUACAUAAAAAACCAUCAACACCCUGUUAGGGCAAUCGCCGACGGUAUAAGUAAGGUAUAUCUACUAUUUAAGUUUGAAUUAAACAUUUUUGUAAGCAAGCAGUGAAAACGCCCUGCGCUCAUCUCACAGGAAUGAUGCUAGCUCUCAAACUUCCCAUUUUAUGAUAAACGUUUAGAACAUUAAAGGACAGAGUAGAACAUUAAAGGACAGAGUAGAACAUACUGAUAAAUGGGAUGAACCGCCUGGUUUUUUGAUGCUUCAAUAUUAGUCUUGUACACGGUUUCUGUAUGUCUUUAAUUCUGUGUUGCGCACCUUAUUUUCAUAGCAACAUGCGAUGUUGCUAUAUUUUUUUAGAUUUUUAUACUUAAGACUUAUUAAGCUUUAAUAUAACAUUUAAUGUGAAUUGAGCGUAGAUGGUGAACGUAAAACAGCAUCGCCUACCAGUAUGGUGGUAACGUAAUCGAAUCACUUGUGAAUUAACAUUCCAUAACAAUUAGUAUCUAAUACCAAUUUAUUUAAUUGUACCUAAUUUGAAUUUUACUUUGUAUAUUUUUACACCUGCAUGUUGUAAAUCCGUCCAAACACUUGUAAUAUGACUGUAUAUUUUUAUAUGAAUCUCAAUGUAAUAUUAGAUGCUAGGUGCAUUUACACGACUUACUAAUAAAUAAACUUAUAAACUAUUAAAAGAUUUAAAUGUGAACUUUAUUUAAAAAAAGAUACGUGUAACCUGAUUUCGAAGUACCUGAGUGAAACUAACGUGCACAUCUGCCUACGCCUGUCUACGCACAAUAUCAGAGAAUAGAAUUUUACCGAUUUUU
Messenger RNA from Pararge aegeria (speckled wood butterfly), 5680 nucleotides. RefSeq names its product putative tyrosine-protein kinase Wsck (gene Wsck). Gene Ontology annotation, molecular function: transmembrane receptor protein tyrosine kinase activity; ATP binding; protein binding. The transcript has a single exon. Gene Ontology annotation, cellular component: signaling receptor complex. The record is from RefSeq and is a predicted model, not a curated record. Gene Ontology annotation, biological process: protein phosphorylation; cell surface receptor protein tyrosine kinase signaling pathway; multicellular organism development. The coding region runs from base 199 to 2379 and encodes 726 amino acids. NCBI's taxonomy places the organism in Eukaryota, Metazoa, Arthropoda, Insecta, Lepidoptera, Nymphalidae.